AUGUUGGCAAAUAAAGUACAAUUCACAUUGUUGAACAACACAACAAUGCUAAAAUCAAAGGUUAGUCGUUUUUAAGCAAAAACUAAAAAAAAAAAGUGAGGACCCCACAUAUAAGUAACAUUUGUUUCUCUGGAACUACAGUGCCUCAUUUAUCUUAUUUUUUCAAAAAAGCGCAAUUAACCCCAUAAAUAUGUUGAAUGGAUAUUUGAAGAGAUUUGCAUCUCGCGCUCAAAUUUUCUUGUUUUAAAUUAUGAUGCCAAUUACCCGGGUAACCAAACAUAGUCAAAAAAGACAAAAAAGCACUUUUCACAUAUUUUUAGUCGUAAAUGCUUUUUAGUAGGGUGAAAAUUAUCGAAAAAUCAAGAAAGGUGAGUUUCUCGCCCAAAAUUAGCUAGUUUUGCAAAAACUUAAAAUUUUCGUCUAAAAUCCAACUUUUUUUCAGACAAAUCAAUUUCGAUUGCUCAUUUUAUUCCUAAUAUUAUGCAUAAAUUAUAUUAUUUUUUGUCGAAAUCGAAAACCGUACGAUUACUCAAAUAUCCCAGUUAAUCAAUUCACAUGCGAUACGGUAAGCCACACCCAUUUUUUAUUUCUCCAGAUUUUUGUCAGAAUUUUUUCAAGAUAAAAUCUUGUUUUUGGAUGUGGAAAAUCUAGAUUUUUUGUGAAAAUUAAUUAUGAAAAAUACUGGAAUUUUUGGGGGAUUUCUAGCGAUUUGUCUAGUUUUGAUUUUUGUUGGAUUUUUAUCUAUUACGACAAAAAGAGCUUUUCGAUAUUCUGUAAUUUCUAGAAAAUUUCAGUGUGGUACGGUAGGUUUUGUAAACACGCGUGGCUUUGUAGAUCAAACAUUUCUGAAUCCAAGUGGAACAAUUCUUCAAGUUGACCUUCUUUUUAGAAUCUUGGCAAUCUUUCAAAACACGUUUCCACCAGAAUGCCACGUAGGAAAGUUUUGUUAUUUCAAAUUUUCAAAAUCUUGAAAAGCUAAUAUUUAUCCUGGAAUUUAGUAAUUGAUCAAAAAAUAUUCCGAGUUUCAAAAAAAUCCACGUGACAUUCGGACAAUAUUUCCAAAUUCAACAUCCAGCUUUUUUCCAGAUAUGAAAAAAUCCAUGAGUCAAUUUUUUUCAGAAAUCGCAUCACCGCGACAAAUUCCUCACAUCAAACUUCUUCACUCUAAAAUCAAGCGGAGGCUUGGGAAAUCAACUCUUCGAAACUUUCUCCAUUCUAGGAAUCGCUAAAAAUCUCCAAAGAAUCCCAUUUUUCAAUACAAAAGAUCGUGAUUUGAUUGAAAGUAUGGAAUUAUUAUCAGAAAAUGUGCCAAGGUUACUCGAAGAUUUUCUGCUUUUACCGAUUGAAAUUGAUAAUGCUACUAGAUUUGUUCAAACUUAUACAUGUUGCUCAUAUGAAACUCAUCCAUUAUUAAAAUGUGAACAAUCGAAAUAUCUAGUCAUCGAGGGUGCAUAUUUUCAAAGUUUCAAAUAUUUUGAGCAUCUAGGAAUUGAUAAUAUCAAAAAUUAUAUAACAUCUUCAAAAUCUGAAUUUAUUCUAAAUUAUGAAAAACACGAAAUGAUUCCUGUGGAAUCUUCCAAGUUCAAAAUUUGUGUUCAUAUUCGACGCGGUGAUUUUUUGCAAGAUCAAGUUCACGAAGGAUCGGAUAGCCGAUUUAUUCGAAAUGCUAUGGAGUUUUUGAGGAAAAAGUUUGAAAAGAAUACGAUUUUUUAUGUUUUUGGAAAUGAUCCGAAAUGGGUGGAAGAGGAAUUGAAAGAUUUAACAGAAGGUUAGUUGAUUAAUAAAACAUUCUUCAGCAAUCUAUAUCAACAAAAUCUUUUUUUUUUUCAGCCAAAAUCGAAAUAAUGCGCACGCCACCAAACUUGGCAAUUGCUGAUCUCAAAUUUUCAAUAAAACACUGUGAUUCGGUGCUAAUCACAGCUCCAUCUUCAACUUUUGGCUGGUGGCUGGGAUUUUUAUCAAAAAAUCAGGAAAAUGUAUUCUAUCGGGAUAUUUAUGAGACAAAUGAUCAGGUCAAAUACGAACUAUCGGUUGAUGAUUUUUAUCCAAAAACUUGGAAUAAAUUGGGAAUGCGAAUGGAGGAUGGUGAAAUAUUUGGAAAUUAA
Caenorhabditis angaria is the source of this 2105-nucleotide messenger RNA. The record is from the annotation of a GenBank genome assembly. Lineage: Eukaryota; Metazoa; Nematoda; Chromadorea; Rhabditida; Rhabditidae.